AUACAAAUGUUGAAAUUAAUUGGCAUGUUAAAAGUAUGUAUAGACACCUCAAAGUUACUGUCAAUUGAUGCUCAGUUUUGGAGUCCCUAUAAUGGGUUGACUCUGGUCCAAAGCUGAGGGACAGACACCUUGGUAGGGAGGAAUGUCCUACAAUAAAUCCUGUCUAAAAUGGAAGUUAUUUCAAAUGAAUUAAUGGAAGCAGAUUUUCCCUUCUUAGAAAUGCUGUGGUAGUGAGAGAAAACUAUAUAACCGCUCAUCAACAUGACCAUCAAAAUCUGUCUUGAUGUCAGUUUUUUUUCCUUUAUGGCACAUAUUGAUCACUUCAAACAUUGCUGAAGCACAGUGUGUAUCUCUUGUAUUUCCUGUAGAACAGGCUGUCUAUAACAGACCACAGCCAGCUGAUAAAUCACGGUCCAAGGAAGGCAAAGACACAGUGGAAGCGUACCAGCUUGCGCAGCGUUUGCAAUCCAUGCGUACAAGAAGACGGCGAGUCCGAGACCCUUGGGGAAACUGGUGUGAUGCUAAGGAUUUGGAAGGGCAGACAUUUGAGCAUCUGUCCGCUGAAGAAUUAGCAAGAAGAAGAGAAGAAGAAAAACUGAAGCCUGCAAAAUCAUCUAAAGGUUCAAGACAAAUAAAAAGUUCCUUUGAUCCCUUUCAGCUGAUACCAUGCUGUUUAUUCACUGAAGAAAAACGGGAACCUUUUCAGGUGAAAGUGUCUUCAGAAGCACUUUUAAUAAUGGAUUUGCACUCACAUGUGUCUAUGGCAGAAGUAAUAGGGUUGCUAGGUGGAAGAUACUCUGAAGCUGAUAAAGUUGUAGAAGUUUGUGCAGCAGAGCCAUGCAAUAGCCUCAGUACAGGACUGCAGUGUGAGAUGGAUCCUGUAUCUCAAACUCAGGCCUCAGAAACACUUGCUGCCAGAGGAUACAGUGUUAUUGGGUGGUACCAUUCCCACCCAGCAUUUGACCCCAACCCCUCCAUACGAGAUAUUGACACUCAAGCUAAAUAUCAGAGUUAUUUCUCCAGGGGUGGUGCCAUGUUCAUUGGAAUGAUUGUAAGUCCUUACAACCGAAAUAAUCCUCUUCCGUAUUCUCAGAUCACUUGCCUGGUGAUCAGUGAUGAGAUCAGUUCUGAUGGCUCCUACCGCCUGCCCUACAAAUUUGAAAUACAGCAAAUGUCAGAAGAACCUCAGUGGGAAUUAAUAUUUGAAAAAACAAGAUGGAUAAUUGAAAAAUACAGAUUCUGUCACAGCAGUGUCCCCAUGGAUAAAAUUUUUCAUAGAGAUUCUGACCUGACUUGUUUGCAAAAACUGUUGGAGUGCAUGAGGAAGACUUUGGGCAAGGUAACAAACUGCUUCAUUGCUGAAGAGUUCUUGACUCAAAUAGAAAACUUAUUCCUUUCCAUGUACAAGAGUGAAAAGAAGAAUAAUGCUGAAGAAAACAGGAAUGAAUGUUCAAGUGAAUUAGAAUCAUGAGUUGGAAAAGACCUACCAGGUCAUCCAGUCCAACAGUCCACCUAUCACCAAUAAUUGUCACUAAUCCAUGUCCCCUCAACACAGCAUCUAAAUGUUCCUUGAACGCUUCCAGGGUUGGUGCCUCCUCCAUGGGCCCAUUCCAGUGCCUGACCACUCUUUCAGAAAAGCAGUAUUUCCUGACAUCCAGCCUGAAUCUCCCCUGGCACAACUUGAAGCCAUUGUCAGUGUGAUGGCUUAAACAAAACAAGUCUGGAUUUAUUUAUUUUAUUUUUUUAAUGCUUAUUUCACCCACUGGUUUCUUUUCCUUCUUGCAUUAUGUCAACACUUUCAAAAGUGUUACCCAUUUUAAUACUAAUAGUUUUAAGUAUUCAGUCUCUUUGUUAUGGUUCAAAGAAACUGAAGAACUCCCAGGGAGUGUGAUCAGGCCACAUGAAGAGCAUUUGCUAUCAACAUAUAGAGAAACCACGUAUCACAGGGUUAGUGAAUUAUACCCCAGCCUGGGUUUGGGGAGAAGGACAAGCUGCCCACAGUACUGUGCUUCAGUCUUCAAGGAGAGUUCUCUUAGAUCUUUCAGGUUGGGAAUUUUGUUUUCAUGUAUUUUUUUUUUUUUAAUUGACAGGCAUAUAUAUCUGACACUCAUGGAUUUGUUCCUUAAUGCUUUAAGAGUCUAAGUUCAAGUGAAUUCACAGAAGGGGAGCUGACCACUUUACUGAGAUGAGCAAUGUGUAGCUCAGAGUAGCUGUUUGGCAUAUUCUUUGCCAUCUUGCUUUUAUUUUGUGUGGAGAAGGCUGGCAAGUUGUUGUCUUCUCAUUACUAGUUGUGCUUGUUUCCAGUGGAAAUGUUAACUCCUGUUUAUUACAGGUUACAGUCUUUCUGAUCUUCCAUUCUACAGGAAGAUAAUGUAUUUUUCUGUCAGAUCAUUGAGAUUUGCCCACAUUUAAUUGCCAGUGUUUCCUGUGGAAACGAGCUCUUCAUUGUUGGCAAGCAUAGAGCAACAAACAGAAAAGUAUGUCUCUUUUGGGGGGGAGGGACGCAAAGAAAAACGUGCUUUAAAUGUUGCCCUCUAAAUCAAGAGAUUUGAUGUAAGUACACAGAUUUAUCUUGGGCAAAGUUUCUUAGAUCUGUCUAUGAAAUAUAUUUGAGAACAUGAAGCAAGCCAGAACUUGACUCCAUACUUACAGGGAUAAAGAUGGAUUUGAUUCUUAUUUGAAAAAUACAUAUGUAUGUAUAUCUACUUCUACAUCUAUAAAUGGGAUUUAAGAUUUUAUAUGUUUAAAUCUUCAGCUUUUCAUCUGAAAAGCUUUAAAAUUGUAUAGUUGUAUCCUAAUGAGGGAACUCCUUUGCAGAGUUUAGAACUACCAUUUUUUUUAUCAUGUCUCAUAAUGUCAGUUUCUAAGUGGAGAUGCAGAACAUGAUUGUGUGAAAGUUUGAGCAGUUGAUAUUUGAUGGUUCUCUCGGUGCACAUUUGAGGAUUAUGGUCUGAAAAAUGUUGGUGUCUGUUCUUUCUCUUCUCUGUCAAGUGUGUUUGUGCACAGUUUUAGAUCACACUGCUGUGUAUAAUUUACAAACUUGGUGCAUCCAUCUAUUUAAGGCAUGCUGACUCUGCAUAUAUUCUAAAUCAUCAUCUUUGGGAAUUCCUAAUUAAAAAUACUGCAUGGCUUUCUGUAUUUCUGAUUUAGACAACACUCUUGGUGACAAAGCAUUCUGUCCUGAGUUGGUUCUGGGAUGAUCUGCAGCGUGAGGAGUUUUCUACUCUAAAAAUACUCUAGAAAAAUCAUAUGCUAUAUAUUGUAUGUACUAAAAGCUGUAGUUCUCCUAUAAACUAGAAGAAAAUUUCAACCUCAUAUGUAACAGCAAUAUGAAGUAGAUGCCAUUCUUUGUCCAUAUACACAAAUAUCAAUGUUACCAGAGUAGUGGUAAGAACGUGCUGGCUGCUUUUCUGCUUAAGAAUUAAAGCAAGUUAAAGUACUACAGUUGUAUUAAUUGAUUUUAAGUCGCAGUUCAGACCUCCAGAGAAUACUGUGCAGAACUGAGCUUUUGAUAUGCAUUGCACACAAAGGCGCCAGGUUUCCCAAGGGUGAUUCUGGUACCAAAGGUUAUCUAUUGGCAAGGUUUCAAAGUGUAGGAAGGGUGUGGGGGGGGACACAAUAAGCUGCCACCAUAAUCCCAUGUGACCACAUCAUGUGGUAUGUGGAUUGGAAAUAGUGUAUUAUCAGGGCAAGUAAUAAUUUUGUGGGCAGGAGUCAGGUAAGAAAUACUCUGCUUUUUGUCAUUUAUUUUUGUCUUUGUGUCUAAUAAUGAGUUUGGAAGUUGUGUGCUUCUGAGAUGUAUGUUACUAAUACUGCUACCAAACACAUACAAGGCAUUAAAUAUGUUUAUUGAGAA
Messenger RNA from Meleagris gallopavo (turkey), 3856 nucleotides. It is a transcript of the gene MYSM1, whose product is annotated as Myb like, SWIRM and MPN domains 1. Gene Ontology annotation, molecular function: metallopeptidase activity; protein binding. NCBI's taxonomy places the organism in Eukaryota, Metazoa, Chordata, Aves, Galliformes, Phasianidae. The record is from RefSeq and is a predicted model, not a curated record.